AUUGAGGAUUGAGCAUAGAGCUUGAUCGGCUUGAUGUUGAAUUAGGUUAGGUUGUUUGUUUUCUUUUAGCUGCAAAAGUUUGAAGAAUUCUGUACCUUUAUAAUAUUUUUCAUUGAGUUUUAUUAUCACUUUUAACUUUCACAUUUUUUAAUUUGAAGUUUUUUUCUGAAUUAAACAUUAUGAAUCAGUUAAUAAAUGAGCGUAACUCCUUAUUAAAGGAUAUACACACAAUGGUUCUAAAAACUACAGAAUUGGUGUGUCAAAAUUUAAAAGAUGAGGAUACUGUAGAUUUAGUCGAUAAAUUGAAAAGAGAUGUGGUGGCAAAGUAUUGUAAACAGGAAGAAGUUUGGAAAAAUUCAAUCAAUGUGAUUGAUUCGAAUAAAGCAACGGACGAAGAAAUAGAAAAGGUUUUUGAUGCCGAAAUGCAAAAAAUCCCAAUGAAACGCCCUGAAAGUAAUCAGCUUUAUAAAGAAUUUGAAGAGAAAGUUCAAGUGUUCCUGCAUCCAGAGGAUGCUGAUUUAUUGGAAACGCAGAGUACAAUCAAUCUGAUUGACCCGGUAACAAAGAAACGAAUGAAGGAUCCAGUUAAAAACGUUGUUUGCAAUCACACCUACGACAAAAUUUCUAUAUCUGCUUUAAUUAAAGCUAAAUCAUCUGGAAGUAUUCGGUGCCCAUAUCAAGGAUGCAACAAUCAAACCAGAUUCAAGCUGCAAGAUCUUGUUCCUGAUGAAAUCACUAGGAAGGCAUUGAUGAAAAGAGAUUAAUUAAUUCUCAUUCAUAAACAGCUUUGGACAACGUUGAUCAUCUUUUAUUUGGCAACUUUGCACUCAUCUGAUCCAAUUUCUAUCGGGCUAUUUUUGUGCGGUUGACUAUAGAAUUUCCUCCGCAACCUGUCUUGAGAAUUUUUAUAGUUACAGAAUAUCGUAGGUCACUUUUCUCAGCUGUUAUGAUAGGCAUACAGUACUGGAAACUCUAUUUUGAUACAAAACUAUUAUAAUAAAGAAUAAUAUCGGACCACCGAGCUUCGUUCGUUAUUAUUUAUUGACUUUAUUGAUAAACCGAACACAAUUCUUUAAAAUGAUUGGGGAAGUACUAACAGGCACAGCCCAAAACUGUUUCUUUCCCGAAUUUUGAUCUAAACACUAUAAAAAGUCCAGAAAGUAGGUUAUGUUCCAUACACUUGAAUUCAGGUUCAAUUUUCUGUUCAAACAAAAAAAUUAUAAUUUAGAUUAUAUACAAACCAAAUUGAAUAACAAAAUAACACUUCUUAAUCACUUGAAAUUGUCAAAUAAUGAUCAACUUUGAAAAUUAUGAUAUACUCUAGUUUAGGAGGAUUAUCAUGUCAUGUUAACAAAUCAGAUUAUGUUGAUAAAAUCAAUUAAAUUGUCUAGCUAAAUAAAAUUUCUCGCUGAUUGAUUAUGAUUACACAGCUGGAAAUAAUUCUGUCUCUUUCCCACACAGGCACACGCAUCUUCUGUUAUCGAGAGGCGACAAAAUUAUCAUCUGUUUUCCAAGGAUGAAUUAAUUUCAUCCUUUUAAUGUCGUUCAGUAAGUUUUCCAAAGAAUGAGACCUAGUGCAAUCAUAAACCUACUAUGUUCCAAAUUUCGUGAAAAUCGUUAGAGCCGUUUUCGAGAUCCGUAAAACAUAAAUAACCAGAUAUAUAAAUACAGAAAUUGCUCGCUUAAUAUAAUAGGAUUAUAGAAUUUUCAUCAAUAAAAUAUCGACACUUACCAUGUCUCGAUACAUCAAUGUAAACGUUCAAAUUCCUUAUUUUUGAUUUUUAUAUGAAUAAGUAUUAUUCUUUGAUUAGUUAUUAGAUUUGAUUGAAUAACUAGCUAUACUAGUUAUUUAAAUCAAAUAACUUCAAUAUAUUCAUCAGGCAACUAAGGUAAAUGAAUACCCAUAUUUUACAUUACCAAAACAUUGUUUCCCCAAAUAAUUUUCUAACACGUAUUAAUAGUCUAUGUUUUUUGCUUAAAUUAAACUUCUAAUUAAAUUCUUCGAUUUUCUAAUUUCAUAACUUACAUAUUUCAUGUUCUUUCUUCCAUUUGCACGUUCACCGUGUAUCAAACCUUCAUUUUUAAAAUGCAACUUCACUUUGUUGCGUACCGGUACCAUCGCACAGAAACAGUACUUUUGGUAGGUAACUACCUAGAUCAACAUUUUGGGAAUGGAACCAAUCAAUAAUAACCAAUUACUGUAUUAAUUAAUGGUAUAAUAUUUAUUCGCUGAUAAAUUCCUAAUUGAUGUUUAAUUUUGAUUCGAUAGGAUAUGCAUUGAAAUAGGAUUGUACCCUUAUUUGAAAUAGAAUUGUACUCUUAUUUCUUUAAUUAACUGCUCUAUUGGGAUAAAGAACUUGAACUUGGAAGCGAACCAAUAGAGAAAAAGCAUGCACCAUACUCGUGAAGAAGUGAACUAUCUAGUCUGUUGCGGUUGUAUACAGUGUGUGUGUGUCUGCGUUUGAAUAUGUUGUCUCCUUCCUCUAACUUUCAAUUUUCGGCCGUGUUUUAGCUCGGUACGGUUAUGUGUAUGAUUUUAUGUUCAUAUAAACUGUAUGAUUAUAACAUUAUUUCGUAAU
Molecule: messenger RNA, 2579 nt
Organism: Nilaparvata lugens (brown planthopper)
Lineage: Eukaryota; Metazoa; Arthropoda; Insecta; Hemiptera; Delphacidae
Product: E3 SUMO-protein ligase NSE2
Exons: 5
Coding region: 180-764 (194 amino acids)
Biological process (GO): protein sumoylation; double-strand break repair via homologous recombination
Cellular component (GO): nucleus; Smc5-Smc6 complex
Molecular function (GO): zinc ion binding; SUMO ligase activity
Source: RefSeq, a predicted model, not a curated record